CUGGGCAGCUUGUAAAGUAUUUAGUUGUAAAAUUAUACUUGUCAUAUUUACACUUGUCAGACACUUUAGAUAAUGUAAGUCAUAAGAUAUAACGGGAUUAUCAAGUAGGUAAAGGCGCAACGUCCUAUCAGCACAAGCAGCCUCCUUCAUAGAGAUCCAGAUGAAGAUCACCUAGUUGGUAAGCGUCAACAGAAGCCGUAUACCGGGCAGUAUUAAAGAGCAGACCAGAAGAAGAAGAAGAGCAGCCGUACCCGGAGUAGUAUACAGAGUCAUGUCAGUGGAACAAUCGGCAGGUGUUCCAGAAUCCUUGGGCGAUAUGCCGUGCCAGGAGGAUUAUCAGGAACCAUUGCAAUGCCCGAUGUUAUCCGGGGAGCCGUACCACGAAAUCGCUCAGGAAUCGAGUCAAAAUUCAUCGGAAAAGUGUUGCGAGGACUCGUGCCAGAAAGAGGAUCAAGUUUUGUUGUGUCAGAAUUCGUGCCCUGAGGAGCUCUGCCCGAUGGCCCUUCAGCAAUCAAUGCAGAAUCCUUCGGGUAUGGAAGAAUUGAACAAGGAUUCAUGUGCGGAAGAAUUGAACAAGGAUUCAUGUGCGUUGCCUGAAGAGCUCUACCAGCAGCUGUUGUGUCCAGGAAAGUGCCAGAAGUUGUGUCCGGAAAAGUUUCAGAAGUCGUACGUGGUAGAGUGCCACGAUCACUACCUAAAAUGGGAUAAGGAAGAGUACCGAAAACUUUACCCAGAACAGGAAUUUUCGCAGGAGUCGGGCACAGAGAAGUAUCUGGAAUUAUACGCGAAGCCUAAUUUGUUCUUCACUAAACAACCGACUACGGAGCAGAACCAGAAGCAGUCCCAAGAACCAACAGAGUCAGCUGAGCAAACUAAGCCGCACGUGUCUGAGGAGCCUUACCGCGAGUACUCGGAGCUGCCGCUCCAAAAUAUCUCCGAGUUGCAGUACUCCGACUUCAUUCCAGAUUUGUCUCUAAAUUUGUACCAGGAAAUGACCGCGAUGCAGUAUCAGGCCAGCGAAGCGCCUUCGGAGAUACUGCCACCAGCUCGCACGCCUGCUGGCAUGGGCCAGUUAUCUACCAAUUCUAACCAGAAGAGAAACAUCAGUAGCUUACCCCCAAAUAAGGGUGCCGAUCAAACGCAGAAGCGCAAGUCCAGAACUCCCUGCGUAAAGUGCAAUACUGCUUCACAAACCUAUGAGCAGGAAGCUAAUUCCCGUCGUGACACAGCUAAUCGAACAACGGACUACGGCAGUCAAUCACCACUCGCCAGCGAUCAGAGUCGUCGUCAAACAACUGAAGAUGCCUACAUCCUUGGCUCGACCAAGAGUCAGCGAACUUCGACGAAUAACGCUGAUCUGCGUCGUCAAACAACUGAAGAUGCCUACAUCCGUGGCUCGACCAAGAGUCAGCGAACUUCGACGAAUAGCGCUGAUCUGCGUCGUAAAACAACUGAAGAUGCCUACAUCCGUGGCUCGACCAAGAGUCAGCGAACUUCGACGAAUAGCGCUGAUCUGCGUCGUCAAACAACUGAAGAUGCCUACACCCGUGGCUCGACCAAGAGUCAGCGAACUUCGACGAAUAGCGCUGAUCUGCGUCGUCAAACAACUGAAGAUGCCUACACCCGUGGCUCGACCAAGAGUCAGCGAACUUCGACGAAUAGCGCUGAUCUGCGUCGUCAAACAACUGAAGAUGCCUACAUCCUUGGCCCGACCAAGAGUGAGCGAACUUCGACGAAUAGCGCUGAUCUGCGUCGUAAAACAACUGAAGAUGUCUACUUCCGUGGCUCGACCAAGAGUCAGCGAACUUCGACGAAUAGCGCUGAUCUGCGUCAGCAGCAAGGACCACCGACCAAACCAAACAGCGUAAUCGGCUGGCAGGGCUAUGAAGUUGAACCCGAACCGGUCAUGUAUUGCACCAGGAACCCAGAUUCGCUCGUUGCCUCAUCGCGACCCACCACCGUGCGUAUGUGUUGCGAAGCUUACAAGGGUUCGAUCGCGCAGCCCAGUGCUAAACAGAAGUACACCAAGCCGCCGCCCAAGCCAUUCUGUAAAGUUUGUACAACACGCAAGCCCGAGCUUACCACAUUGAGUGAGCCACAGAAUUCACAUAGGAUGCUGCAUUGCGCCAAUUGCAACGCCUGUAUUACCGAGCCGCAAAUGCGUGGCAGCGAGUCGAGGGCCCAGAGCUCAUCGCGUAACACACAACCCAUGAUACAUGGAGAGUCGUCGGAGCAGCCUAGCCAAUUUUCGCUGCCAAACGCUGCACCGUCAAAUUAUGCUGAUGUACCGAGGACAACCUAUCAUGAUACGAACAAUGAAAGUUUGGUGCUUUGUCAGCACUGCAAAGCUCUCUAUGAGCGCGUCUACCCAGCCAAGGAUCCGUCGCCCAGAUCGACUAUGGAGGAGCGCUACGAGCCGGAAUACGUUUCAUCCGAUGAACCGUAUCCAGGCUGUACGAAUUGCACGAUAACCCGACAGGAAGCUCAGGAGAAAUCAUCAAUAUCAAGGGACUAUGCGCAAUAUAUAGCAUCGAAUCGAAAUACCUUGGUGAGCGUCAGACCGGACCACGCCUGCCCAAAUUCCAAGAAAAAAGCCAAAUCGCCAAUAAUUCAGACGGCUUAUGGCUAUCGACCCUGUCAGGCGCCACAGCAACCCGAACGGGAGUUCACUGUGGACGACUCCAAAGUGGACUACAUGGAGAUGCAAUCGGGCAGCGGACGUUUCGUUAAGAAUCCGUUAACCAUUUCCAGCUGCAGUUGCAAUAUUCAAAAACGUUUUAUACCCGAGCCGAGAAAGAAAUCGAAGUCCCAAAAGUUGAGCGGUCCACCAAUGCCGCUUUGCGAAUACAGUGGCAGCCGAGCGCCAUCGGAGAGCAUGCCUGCCCGACAGGAGGAGACCCAGGGCAUACCCCCACUCAACAAUAAUGUCUGCUGCGCCAAUUUCGUGCCCGAGAAGUAUUUCCAGGAGAAAAGUGUGCCCAAAACGAAUCAAAGAUUCAGCUCUGGUCUAGCGCCAAGAACCUCCAGCAUCUCACAGAGAGCACGUUGCCAGCCACCCAACAGCUCUUUUGCGCGUAUUAGGCCAGAGAGUAGCCUGCAUUUGACAAAGCGACGCUUCAAGAUACCCAGUCGUCGGCUAUCUGGCUGUGGUACUGCGCCGGCCAGCAAGAAACUUACAGCGACGAGCCUGAUUAAGCCCUGUACGUUACGUGUGCCGAGCAAGGCACAAGGUCUCAAGUGCAAGCAGCUAUGCACCGGUGGCAAGCUGACAACGAGUGCCUCUAGUAGCAAACAUACAAAAGCUGCCAAGCCUAAGCUAGAUGCACAAUCCGUAGCCGCCCAUAAAUCCAACCAAGCCUCCGGCUCGAGGACGAAACGCACUCAGUCGACGACAGUCAAGCGCAAUCGACUGUCAACUCAGACGCAAACAGAGCCAAAGCACCCACUCAAAGCCAAGUCACGAGCUGAUCUGCCCACAAGAUAUCAGCCACAGACGCAAUGUCACUCAACUUGCAAAUCAACAGCUCAGAACGAAAGGUCUGAGCGAACUACAGUCCAGAAGCGAGUCCAGAAGAAGCACACAUUAGAGAACUGGCAGGCGGAAGAGCUCGCACGACGACCAUAUGCCGAAACGGAAUGCGGCACACAGUAUGCUCAGCCAGAGCAGGACGAUCUAGUGGAGCUGGCGCCAAGUCCCCAUUUUGUACAUCAGCACGGUAAUAAUAGUGCCGGUUGCAUGGACACCAAUAUCCAUCAUUUCUAUCGCGGCAGCUUUCUGUCCAUUCGGUCCACUGUGCAGGCGGAGAAAGCCCAUGUUGCCUCCGGGCGACGUCAAUCGCUGCUGACUGUUGCCGAGAACAUAUUUAGGCCGGAAAUUUUAAAGCAAACUCAACGGAGAGGCUCGUCCUUUGUGGUGCCCAACAAGUGGCAGAUGAUUCCCCAGCUCAAUGGCUUUAUGGGCGCCAGUGCGAUUGUGCAACUGGAUAGCAUGAAGGGUUCACGAACGGUCAGCAAGAGCGGCGGCUGGUCGUGGCGCAAACUGUUGCCCAAUUGGCUGCUCAAUAGCAAAACGAAGGCAACGAGUGCAUAGCCAACGCUGUCAGAA
This is a messenger RNA of Drosophila hydei, 4105 nucleotides long. RefSeq lists its product as uncharacterized. The coding region runs from base 272 to 4090 and encodes 1272 amino acids. NCBI's taxonomy places the organism in Eukaryota, Metazoa, Arthropoda, Insecta, Diptera, Drosophilidae. The transcript has 4 exons. The record is from RefSeq and is a predicted model, not a curated record.